Messenger RNA from Acanthaster planci (crown-of-thorns starfish), 3214 nucleotides. RefSeq lists its product as uncharacterized. NCBI's taxonomy places the organism in Eukaryota, Metazoa, Echinodermata, Asteroidea, Valvatida, Acanthasteridae. Gene Ontology annotation, cellular component: trans-Golgi network. The record is from RefSeq and is a predicted model, not a curated record.
GUUCAUAUAAUGUAGGCCUACGUAAAUGUGCUCUCCCAUUAUGAAUCUCAUAGUCACAAUUUGAAGUGAGUUUCUGUCGAUUUCUCCUCAAAAUACUGCGUUAAAGGCCGUUUUGGCCAGGCAGGAAGUAUCUUAGUUCAACGCAGCAAGCAUGAGCUUCUUCAAGAGAGCAGAUUUGGUGAUUUCGUUGUCGUUGCUGGCCGUUAUCACGUUAUGCUCGUCGUCUGACGGCCCGACACAUUGUGUUCUUGAUGAAAAGAGCUAUUGUUCCUGUGCCAUGUCGGACAACAGUGGGCGCUAUGACCUCUCGCCGCUUUCUGAUCACCCAAACCCGUAUUUUCGCAGCAUUGCCGGCCGCAAUGGCUCCGAAAAGUUUGCUUACGAUCCCUGUGUACCAUUCACUAUCAAUGAUCCGGUCAGCGGGAAGGAAACACAGUGUAAAAAUGUUGCUGGGUGCCAGAUGGAUGUAUCAGCAGCAGAACGUAAAACCAGAUAUUUCACCGUUGCUCGGCACUUCACAGCAGAGUUCCAUUUUAACCCUAGUUCUUCACAGAUGACAGUGCACUAUACCAAUGAGGACAUAUUCCAACCGUUCACCAUGGAAGUUAAUUUAGUCUGCACCCCCCAUGCUGAUACCACCAUGAUGGAGUACGCGAAGGUGACCAGUAACGCGGCUGCCUUUAACCUUCGUUCCCCCCACGCCUGCCUUAUCAAACCCUCAAGCUUGAGCACAGGGAGCAUCCUCUGCAUCAUCUUCAGUUUAUCUUUCAUCGUUUACUUCGUCGGAGGUACUCUGGUGCUCGUCUUUGUGCAAAACAGGCCACUCAACGAGUCUGUCCCGCCCAACCGAGAUUUCUGGCUGGACCUGCCGGAGUUGAUCAGGGACGGAGCCAAGUUUGCCUUUAACGGCUUCAAGGUCACCCAGCCGACCCACCAGCGGCUGGGCAGGGAAGAGGAGGAGGAAGACCACGCCUACCACGACGAACUCAACGAAGAAGAGGAGAUGAGGCCCAGUCCGAGCACAGGACCCCCUGACUCUACGGAUGGUUUCACAGCAGUACCUGUGUAAAUCCCCUACCCCUGAACCUCCUGCACCAAGUACACUCUUCCAGAUCUACAGGUUCACCUCCCCACGGAAAGACACACUCUCGUGUCCGAUAUAAAAUAUUUGUAUGCAACUCCUGAAGUGUUCUGUGAUGUCUUUAUGUCAAACUCUUCUGUGUGCUACAGUGGGUAAGCAUUCACCGUGUUAAGGGGGACAAUUUGUCUUGUUAAGCCAAUUUGGACCGAGCUGUGGGGACAUGUCUGUGUCCCCACAACUUUUUCGGUCCCCACAAAAUAGGUGACACAUCGAGUGUACGCCCUCACAACUAUGGAACAAGAGUGUGUGAGUUUGUUUCAUAGACCCUUUGUGGGCCAAAGAUCAAAAUGGGUUCACGUAAUGGAGGGUGUGUAAAACUUGUGUGGACUAAGCCACUUGAGAUUUCCCCUCCGUGAGAAUCAGUCAUUUGGGGGCAUUUGGGGGCUAGGAUUAUGAGGGCAAAAUGAAGAAAAGUGAAAAAAAAAAUCAAGCUUAAUAAGUGUGGACAGUGCAAGAGAAGUGGCUUUUUUAGCUUUUUUUUUUCUAAAUGUAUGAGAAUAAGGUAUGUCCACACUAGAAAUGUACAUGUACCAGCAGUACACAUGGAGGUGUACGGUUCCUUAUUUGCUUUUAGUUUUGUUUGAAACUCUUUUUCAGGAUUAGAAUUUUAUACAGUGGUAACCUACUCAGUAGAGUACUCCUCACAGAGAAACUAAGCGAAUGACAAACCAUUUUGUGAUGUUUUUGUGCCAUUUAAAGAUAUUGACAUACCUUUACAUGUAUACGAUUAGGUACGUUUCCAUAAUAGCAGCCUGAAGUGGUUUAGGUUGAUUUGUGUGAAACUGAAUACAAAAGAGUUUCAAUAGAAAGUACUGAACUCGGACAUGUCAUGUAGAGUGAUCCAUUCCGAGAUUUGGUUCGGAAAAUAUUGCAGAAUUUGAUUUUUGUUUUGGUUUUUCCUCAGCUUUUGGGUUUUUUUCAGUUGCAGAAAUAGCCUUGUGUUAGAUGACAGUGAGAGACAUAAAUGUACUUGUCUGGGUUUGGGUAAUAAUAUUUUUGGAUUAUCAAACUUAGAUAUUAGAAAUGAAUUUGUAAUGUGACACAAGUAUUAGCUCAUUAGCGUUAGGUGUGUGAACGUACAUAAAAUCCAUUUUAUUCAUGAAUGUGCAAGUAAUUGAUGACCAAAUCACGUUUUGAAUCUUUCACAUAAACUGCCCUGCAUAUUUAUGAAUAUGGUGUGCAUAGUAACAUGCACUGAGUUGUUAAGAGUGCAAGAGGUACCUUGCCUCACCACAGUACCAUAGUUCUUGUGUGCAAUGAAAAUUAUUUACCAAACCAAAAAUAUGCCUGCUAUAUGUAUUGUAAAUGAUUUUAAGAUAUCAAUGUUUAAAUCAAGAUGAUUGUCUGCUUUCAUAUGUCUUCAAUUUAAUUGACAAAGUGAAAAACCUGAAUACAAAAAUGUAUACAGAACAGUCAAGUUGUGAAAUUCUAUUUAAAUCAAAUGUUGUUUAAUGCAGAGCUGCAAAUUUGAACUUGUAGAAAAUAAUUACUUUCAUUUUAUGGCUGUUAAAAACUUAAAGUGUAAGACGUCAUUUUUCAGUUUACUGGCAAUCUCGUUCAAAAGUUUAGUAUGGAUAGAACUUUUAUUGGUUUGAGAGUCAAGAUAUUCAUAUUUGUGUCUAUUUAUGCACGUACAUGUAUAUGUACUUGUAUGAUGUAUUUGGUGUUGGGUAAGAAAAUAAUUAAGGCCGGGGGUAAAAUUUUACAUAACCAGCCAAUAAAUGACACUGAAUCAAGUUCAUCUCAUAGCUGGAAGUAUAAGUAGGAAUUAAACAGAUUCUACUCCCUUGUUUUCGGGACAGUAGUCGUGGGAGGGGUGUAGCUGAAAGUCUGGUACUAAAGAUCCUCGUAGUGAAUGAGCGCGGGUUCACCGUGUGCACACUCACUGCACGAAUCUACUGUUCCUUAUCCGUUCACCUUGAUGGAAACAUUUUGUUCCUUCACGGCGCACUGUAUUUUUUAAGGGAAAUCUUUGGCAGUAUAGGUAUGCAAUGAGCUGUUUGAUUUGGGCUGGCACACUGCCCCAAUUUUUUCAGGGAAAUAAAACCUCCACGUUUUGGGAUUACCUCUGAA